AUGUAUGACGCUCAAGAUGCAGUGCAUAUAGUGUGCUAUUGGCCUUUUAUUGGCCGUUUUUUUCUGGUUAGCAGUCCGCUCCAAAAUUCCGGUGAUUCACAAGCUCAAAACAAUGUCGAAGGAGAACCACAUGCUCAGUCUGAUCAGGAUGAUAGUUCAGAAGAAGAUAACAAGUCACUGUGGGAACCAACCAGCAAAAUGGCAGAGUUUCCAACAGCACUUUAUAAGGGAAACAUACUUAAAAGCGAUAAAC
This is a messenger RNA of Acaulospora morrowiae, 253 nucleotides long. The record is from the annotation of a GenBank genome assembly. Lineage: Eukaryota; Fungi; Glomeromycota; Glomeromycetes; Diversisporales; Acaulosporaceae.